Anthonomus grandis grandis is the source of this 1656-nucleotide messenger RNA. Its product is annotated as sodium channel protein Nach-like. The coding region runs from base 184 to 1656 and encodes 490 amino acids. Gene Ontology annotation, molecular function: ligand-gated sodium channel activity. NCBI's taxonomy places the organism in Eukaryota, Metazoa, Arthropoda, Insecta, Coleoptera, Curculionidae. The record is from RefSeq and is a predicted model, not a curated record. The transcript is spliced from 10 exons. Gene Ontology annotation, biological process: sodium ion transmembrane transport. Gene Ontology annotation, cellular component: membrane.
CCCUGUCCUAUAAAGAGCUGUUUUGCUUCAAUUGAACAUAAAACCUUAAUCGAUACUGGUAAAUAUUUGCUGCAAUCAACAACUCUCGGUUUUUUAAUAAAUAAUUAAGCACCCCUAAUGUGAAAAACAUCAAUUAUAGUGUUUGUAUUCACUGACAACUCCCCAUAUUCAGUGUCUAUUAAGAUGGCUCGUGGAUUGAAAUUUAAAACUUUAAAUAAGACUAUAGUGCACUUUUGCCAAGAAACAAGCUUACACGGGUGGAAAUACGUUGUCUUACAGCACACAUCCAAGUUUGAAAGACUCAUAUGGUUAAUUCUAUGUGGCACCUCCUUAGGAAUCGCCAUUUACUUCCUCACAACAGCUUGGAUGACUUAUGAGUCCAGUCCAACAAUCACUUUAACUGAAUCCACUCAGUUUGAAAUUUACAAGUACCCAUUCCCGGCCGUUACUUUGUGCAGUUUUAAUAAAAUAUCGAAAAGGGCCGCAUAUGAUAUGGCUAAAAAGCUGAACGAAAACUCAUCCAGCAUAGAAUCUUUAGCGCAAAGCUUUAAAUUAUUAUAUCAUCUGGUAAAUUAUAACAAUCAAAACAUCCCUCGAAGUGAAUAUGAUAGACUGAAUCAAGUUUUGAGGUCCAGAGGUAAAACUGAGGAAGAGGUGUUUGAAGCGAUUUCCCCUUCAUGCCAUAAACUAAUCAAAAAAUGCUUCUGGAAAGGAGAACGUAAGAAAUGCGAGGAUAUGUUUGAGAAAAUUAAGACCCCCAUUGGCUAUUGUUGUGCCUUCAACUACUUCGGCUUAAGGAAUAUGUCCCGUAAAAAGACAGCAUUUAGAUAUCCGAGUAGGACGUCAUCUUGUGGUUUUCAAAGUGGCUUGGAAGUGCUCAUUGAUAAUGACCCAAAUGAUUAUUUUGCCACGCAUAUUCCUUCAAUUGGAUACAGGGUCUUAAUUCACUAUCCUUAUGACAUCCCAGACUGGUCGGUACGUAAUACUUUAUGCGAAAUAAGCACGAAUAACUUCAUAGGACUAAAUCCGGAAAUUAUUACUGCCACUGAUAAUAUAAAGGGCAUGUCCGCUAGUGACCGGAAGUGCCUUUUUCCUAAAGAGCGCACUUUGGAAAUGUUUGAAAGUUACACAUUUCAUAACUGUUUGAACGAGUAUCUAAAAAACAAGACGAGGAUCUGCUCACUUAAGGAUAUACAGUGCAUUUUUGAAAAGGAGAGUUUGUACUUAAAUCUGAUGUUCAACGAAACUUACUCCACCCAAAGAAACAGAGAGUUCAAUGGAAAGUGUCGAUGUUUAUCAAGUUGUGAGAGUGUGACGUAUACCCCGGAAGCUUCUAAGGGCGCACUUUACAAUUCGUUUUCAACCAACCAGUUCUUGAUAUCUUCAGGGGUUAACGUGGAAAAUCACACAAUUAUCAGAGUUUUUUUUAAUGAUCUCUUGGGUACGAGGCAUCGGAGGGAUGCUGUCUAUACUUGGCAUACAUUAUUAGGAUACUAUGGAGGGAUUCUUGGCUUGUUCACUGGAUUCAGCUUUAUUUCCGCCGUAGAAAUAAUCUACUUUCUCGUUAUUGGAUGUUUUACACGAGGCAAUAUGAAAAAAUCCAAAAAAACCACUCAAAACGACGUAUUCAAGUUUGCAGAAACUAAAACCAAUUAA